Messenger RNA from Penaeus indicus, 1307 nucleotides. RefSeq names its product glycoprotein-N-acetylgalactosamine 3-beta-galactosyltransferase 1-like. Gene Ontology annotation, molecular function: N-acetylgalactosaminide beta-1,3-galactosyltransferase activity. Gene Ontology annotation, cellular component: membrane. The transcript has 10 exons. The record is from RefSeq and is a predicted model, not a curated record. Bases 35 to 1117 code for a protein of 360 amino acids. NCBI's taxonomy places the organism in Eukaryota, Metazoa, Arthropoda, Malacostraca, Decapoda, Penaeidae.
UGUUGACUUGGUCCCCGGAGGUUGUUCCAGCACUAUGAUGUUCAGACUGAUGACAAUCCGAUGUCUCAUCUUCCUUUUGGCAAUCUGUACCAUGGUAUUGUUCGUCCACUACAUAUCCACUCCCCACUACAGAUCUCAGGCGAAAACUACAGUCCAAGUGCGGUCUGAAAAACUGAUUCCAGUGAACGUCGUGGAGGUGGAGGAAUUGCACCGAGUCAGGGAGGAAGCAGGGAACUCGCCAGACCUCGAGGCGGCGAUCCAGCUCCUGAAGGAGCAGCGGGAGGCCAGGGCGCUGUAUGAGGAGGUGCGCGUCCUGUGCUGGGUCCCUGUGGCCCCGAGGGACCACAACAAGACCGCGGUGCACGUCAGGGCCACGUGGGGCAGGCGCUGCAACAAGCUGCUCUUCAUAAGUACCAAGGACGACGCCAGCAUCGGCGCUGUCAACGUGGGGAGCGAGGAAGGCUUCAAGGCGCUCUGGAACAAGACCCGAUCGGCGCUCAAGUACCUCUACACGCACUUUCUCAACGACUACGAGUGGUUCUUGAAAGCCGACGAUAACACGUACGUUGUGCUGGAGAAUCUACGUUAUAUGUUACGGGCUUAUGACACGAACGAUCCAGUGUACUUUGGGCAUCACUAUAAAUCGAAGGGGGGAUACAAUUCGGGAGGCGCUGGAUAUGCCUUAGGCCGAGAAACUCUUCGUAGGUUUGUCGAAAAGGCAUUACAUAACGAAGCCAUUUGCGCAUCACGGAAAUACGGGGAGGAUUUUCAACUAGGCCGGUGUCUUCAGGGAGUCGGCGUUGCUAUGAUUGACACCCGCGAUCACCGCCAGGAAGGACGGUUCUUUCAACAACAUGUCAGGGAUAUUUUGUUGAAUCCUGAUAUUCACUCACGCAUCGUUUACUAUCCGGUCAAAAAGGAUGGCAAGCCAGACAGCUGCUGUUCCGACACUGUCAUCUCUUUCCACCAGAUGUCAAUCGCCGACCUUUAUAUGCUAGAUUACCUCAUCUACAAAGUCCGGGUCUUCGGGCAUAUCUCUCCCCUGCCUAUAAAGGUCCCUCUACCGCCUGACCUUACAGGUGUCCCAAACAAGACGCUUCAAAAGUAUCUUCUGUAAGGGAGGCUUCGAGUAAAUGUUUUUCUUGGAUUUGGAAAACAACAACAAAGAAUUUAGGUUUAAAAAUGUUAUUCAGAAAAUACUGCUUCGAGGUGAUGGUGAGAACACGCCACAGAAAGCGGAGAUUGUAAUGCCUAUAAUGUCAGUUGUUCUCCCUUUAGCCAACUUGACUUCAGUGACGAGUGGUACA